Messenger RNA from Gamsiella multidivaricata, 5761 nucleotides. RefSeq lists its product as uncharacterized. The transcript has 14 exons. Bases 286 to 5718 code for a protein of 1810 amino acids. Lineage: Eukaryota; Fungi; Mortierellomycota; Mortierellomycetes; Mortierellales; Mortierellaceae. The record is from RefSeq and is a predicted model, not a curated record.
GAAAAAAGUAGAGGUCAGCCUACAACGCUCACUGGCGCGUCUAUGGCACGUCACGUUGCACGAGAAGAAGUGCAUCCUGCAUCCAUCUCCGCGUUCAUCAACUGGUCAUCUCAUCAUCCUCAUUUUGCGACGUGUCAUCCCGCCCUUCACUUCGUAAAGCAUAUCGAUUUUAUUCGCCUGCUGUCCAGCCUAAGGCUACUUCUUUAACUACCCCAACUCGACAUACGUACGUCCCAAAAGCCUUAGAGUGUUCCCUUCCAGACAGAGAAAAGGCACUAAGCGAGGAUGAGCAUUGCAGCCUACCUUCAAACAGAACUUGUCGCUCUGUCCAAUGAAGCGAGGCGCAAGCACCCAGAAAUCAAGGAGGCUGCCGAGAGGGUUAUCGCUUUACUACGACACCCCGGACAAGGACAGGGUUCCAGUCUUGCCAAUGUGCUUAGCCAGAAUCAAGAUGUACUCAAGCCGUUUCUUCUCGCGUGUGACACCAAAAACGUCAAGUUGGUGACCAUAUCGAUGGGAUGUCUCCGCGAGCUAAUAUCUCAUCGUGCUAUGCCCGAGAGCGCCAUCGAAGUGGUAUUAAAGACGUUGAACGACAUCAUGUCCCAUGGAGUGGAGAUACAGCUCAAGAUUUUGCAGACGAUCUUGCCGCUUUUGACCAACUAUAAUGUCCACGGAGAUUCGCUGGCAGAGGCACUUCUUCUCUGUUUUCGCCUACAAGAUUCCAGGGUUGUUUUUGUCAAUAACACUGCCGCAGCGACCCUUCGUCAAUUAGUGAUAUACAUAUUUGAAAAGGUUGGCGACGAAGACUUGGCGAAGCAGGAGCAAGGAAAAACUAGCCAAUGGCAAGAAAAGGAGGAAGCUACUGAUGCCCCGGCGUCAGAACAGGAGAAUGAAGAGCAGCUGGGACCAUGCGCCUUGGAUGCGUAUCUGCUGUUUCAGGAUUUGUGCCUCCUUACCAACUCUGAGCACGCUCGUUUCUUGAAGCUUGGCAGCAUCAGCCGGACGUUUGGACUAGAACUUAUCGAGAGUGUUCUAACCAACCACUUUCACCUUUUCAAGCAGCACGAGGAGUUUGCCUCGCUCUUGCGUGAGAGGGUCUGCCCCUUGAUUAUCAAGAACUUCUCCGACAAGCAGGAUUUCCCGCAGACCAUGCGCCUCAUGCGAGUGGUGUACAUACUGAUCAAGCAGUUUCAUGAGAUCUUGGCUAUCGAAUGCGAAAUUUUUCUCUCGAUGUUGAUCAAGCUGCUGGAGCCAGAGGGGAACAUCCUAUGGCAGAGAGUGUUGGCGAUGGAGAUAUUCAGGGGAAUAUGCGGGGACAACGCUCUCAUGAGAAGAGUAUAUAAUGCGUAUGACCAGCAAGGAACAAGCACGGACAUCUUUGGAGACAUGAUCAUUGCUAUCGGGCGUCUAUCAACUGAGAAGCCACAGCUUAUCGGCGCAGGGAGCUUCGUUCAGGACAGCUCUGAGAAUACCAAACCAGCCAGUGUCAACGAGAGGGAUGCGAAUGAAGGUGGAAUCGGCGGCCUAAGCAUCCCAACUUCGACCAUGCGUAUUCAAUGCGUAGAUCAACUCGAUAAAGCAGAUCCUCCUCAGAUCCCGGAGACAUACCUAUACUAUUUAUCUCUCGUGUGCACCAACUCAAUCGCGGAUGGGCUGGCAUCCUACAUAUUCCCGAUCGUCUCGCAGGCACUACACGAUCAGCAACGACUCGCACAGGAACAAAGGGACACCACGGAAAGCGCAGAUCCUGCUCAAGCAAAACCAGUUCUCUCCCUGUUUCCCAACACAAACUCUCUUGAACUCUCGAAAACAAAGGAGGCUGACGACAUUGCGCUGGUUACCAUCAUGGCGGAGUCAGCCUGGCCUGGAUUGCUGGCAGCAUUCUCAUACUUCCUCGGCUCGAAUCUGGACGAGGAGCUGUUUCACAAUGUGAUGCGUGCCUACCAAAACUUUACCAGUGUUUGUGGUGUCUUGCAACUUGUUAUACCACGAGAUGCGUUUUUGACCUCGCUGUGCAAAAACUGUCUUCCGAUCCUUCCAGCAUUGGAGCAUCGGCCAGGACCACCUACUGGCAACAGCGCGAUCCAGGAUACAACAACUCCAAAUAUUUCAGAAAAGAACAUGUACUGUCUACGUAUCCUGCUCAAUGUUGCUCAGUAUCUUGGAGGCACCUUAUUCGACAGCUGGUAUCUCAUUCUGGAGACCAUGCAGCAGGCGGAGUAUUUGCUGAAGGCUAAGCUGCAUCGGAGUUCCUCAGGACAGAUGAAAAAGGCUGGAGCAGGAAAUUUUGGAAGCAGCCAGCAGACUGCAAAAGCACUCUCACCGUCACAGAGCUCUUCUCACAAAUCCACGAAUAACGCUAUCGACUAUGCUGGAUUAGCAGCAGGCUCCUCGCAUCAGGAUGCGGACGUGCUGGCCCUUCUUGCGUCGUUUAAGCAGCUGUUCGAUCUCUCAACACAUCUCGACAUUCCUUCGUUCCGGAGCUUUACACGUGCACUAUGCAAAUUGGGCGCAGCUGGAAGUGGUCUCCCCUUCUCGGAUGGCAAAGGGGCAACCACUGCUCCGUUUCUCAAGGGACUGCGACACAUCAACAAAUCAGACGACAGGUCGUUUGCGAUCGAGAAGCUGAGGCAUAUAUGCUUACUCAAUGUCGAUCGGAUUGCCUCAGGAGAGAAAGGCAUCACGGUCUGGGAUAUUGCUGUGGGAUACCUGAUUGAGACGUCCAACCAUCCAGCGCCCUCAGCUCAGAUUCGAAUGCAGGCAUGCGAUGCCAUCUCUGAUAUCAUCAUCGCGGCUAUGGCGCAUGCGGAACAAAACUCUAUGGCGAAGCAGGAGGAAACCCAAAUGCGCGUGAUGAAUAAUUUGCGGGAGCUGAUCCAGGGGCACAGCAAUUCGCUAGUGGAGAUUCAACGCAUGGGUCUGGAGACACUCAACAAACUGCUUCAGACGUCAGGCCAAUCCCUGUCCUUUGGAUGGGGUAUCAUCUUUGAAAUGAUUCAAAGCUCGAUUGGAACACUUCCUUCAAGAAUACCAGCGGAGUCAACACCACAGCAAGACCAAGCCAGCGACGAGAUCGACCACCAACCGUCCACGGGUCCUGCAAAACCUACUGGACUUGUUCGGAUUGCAUUCCCGUGCCUGCAGUUGAUUUGCACGGACUUUUUGUCGCUGUUGAGUGCAGAUAACCUUCAGCUCUGUAUCGAUACCCUAGCCGCCUUUGGUUAUCAGACUGAGGACCUCAACAUCUCCCUUACUUCUGUCGGUCUACUUUGGAACAUCUCCGACUUUAUUCAACAGAGCUUGCGGGACUUUGGAUCGUCUGCGCUCGACCCAGCAACAGAAUCAAGUUCAGUCGAAUCGGGAGCCGUUGAAGAUAUAGUACUGCAGUUUCCGGAUCCCACCCUGUCUCAAAAGAACCUCAAUGGGCUCUGGAUGCUACUUCUCUACAAGAUUUCAACCCUUUGCUCAGAUGCUCGUCCAGAAGUUAGGAACGGCGCGAUACAAACGCUGCUUCGAACAAUUCAGAUCAACGCCAUCAGCUUGGACCUGCGGUCAUGGCGUCAGUGCGUGUGGAAGAUUCUUCUACCUCUUUUGGACGAGAUCGAUAUAUCCUCGUGUCGAAAAGUCGACUAUGUGCAGCCCCAACCUGCUCCUACGGGUUCAUUUGUGAUGCGCAACGAUUCGCCAAGCAAGCAAUGGGAUGAGACGCAUGUGCUACUAUUUAAUGGUCUUGCGGAUGUGUUCCAGGCGUUUUUGCUGCAGUUGAUCAGAUUGAACGACUAUUUGGAAGCCUGGGUGUUUCUUUUAGAGCGACUUGAGACGGCAUCGCUGUUUUCAUCGCCAGAUGUGGCCAUCGCCGCUUUGAAAGGCAUCCAAACGAUGAUGAAGGUUCCAGCUGCAAAAGACGACGAGGCUUCCAAGGACCAUCCAGACAGCGAACAGCGAGAACAACGGCUGGAACGACUCUGGGACACGGCUUGGCAAGUUUGGGAGCGGAUUGGCUGUGCUAUCGUGGGGCGUGAGCCAUCCAUUGGUGAACAGCGCGUGGACUACAGUGCUCGAGACCGGCCUAUGACCAAAAACUUUACACAGGACACGCUUACGGAAUAUGUUAACAUUAUGCAUCAUUUGUAUCCCAUCCUUGCCAAGAAGUUCCAACUAAGGGAUUUGCGAGCGUUCCUAGACGUUGUCCAUCUGGUGCUGAUCUUUGAUGCCAGCCCUGUGUACAGACCUGACAUUGACUACCUAUCGCCACUGCAGCUCUCGAUCCACGACGCCUUGACAAUGCUUAAUCUGAAUACCAUAUCCGGCGGUCCCGCCGCUGUCUUGGAGCAACUUACAAACCAAUUCCUUCUUGCCUUUGAAGUUGAGCCUGUAGGCGCACCCACGAACGCGCCGACAAAUUCGACAGGAUCUGUCAAGCCAACAUAUAUUGCUCUUUGUAAGGUGACGGUGGCAAGAAUCGUCUCCAUGCUGGACAAAUUCCAGCGGGAAAAAGGAAUCUAUGCGGACGGGGUCUAUGCCAAGGUUCUCAAGUCGUUUGGUACUGCCAUGAGGCUGCGUUAUAAAUGCCCACCGUCGUAUAAACACGUUGAAGAUGCUCCACUUUGGAAAACAGCUACGACAGCCUUCAUGGAGAGCAUUAAAUACGGUCUCACUGUCGUCGAGUCUUUGGAAAAUGACAUUUCCGAUGAACAAUUUUUUGAGAUCUGGCGCGAAAUCGUUGAUGUGUGUCGCGGAACAAUGGCGCCUGCACUACCUAUUCCGUUAACGGAUAUGUCACUUAAGAGCCAGGCUCUAGACGAAUCGUUUGAUUUGGUUUACCUUCACACUCUCAAAACAAAGGUCUUCUUUAGGAUGGGAUAUCAUCGCGUGCCUAUGGACACUCUGGCCGAGUUAAUCCAAAUCCUCGAUCGCGCAGCCAAUCUCUACAUCCUCUCCACCCCGGCCAUGAUAGAUGCUCCGACGACCAUUACAGUACCCACAGCGUCGCAAGCACCUUUAUCGGCGUCUGUCACCAAUGACAGGCAGAUUAAUUCAACCGAUUCAAAGUCAAAGCUGGCGUCCUCUGCCGCGGACGAUUCGCAUCUAGACAUUAUCCAAGGCCUGGGCAUCACUUUGCACUCAACUACGAACACCAUGGUUCCUGUCCGACGCGAACGAUUCGCAUUUGCCUGUCUUGAAACCCUAUUCGACCUCUGCUCGUCGGGGGAGGAGCUACAACAGGAGAACAAUGAACAGAAUGGAGUGAACCGAGGCAUUAGCACUUGUAGCAGUGGUGGCCCUGUGUCUGCGCACACAAUAAGCCCACCAGAGAUGGAGCUUCGGAAUAGGACUGCCAAUGUGAUGACGCCUGUGCUGAUGCAAAGGUGCCAUGCAUUGCUGGACGCUUACAGCGCAGACCAGGCUCUAUUGGGCAAAUGCCCCUUCCCGCGGUUGCGUCACCAAGAAAUCUCACUGAUCUUGCAAAGACUUGACCAGCUGAAGUUAGUACCAGGCGUCCUCAGUUUAGAAUCUGGGCAUGACAAUGGACGAAAGGGUCAGCAGCAGCCCCAGUUUGCUGAGAUUAGAGAGAGUGUCCUCACAGGGCCAACGGCGCAUCUAUUUUAUUUGUACGAUCCUCUGACGGACGCCAUGUUCUGUCAUGAUCCAGAGGUGCUGCUCCUACUCAAGGCAUGUCUCAAGACAGCAGGACGGUCCAUUGGCCUUUGCAAAUAGCCAUUUUGGUAAACGCGACAACUCCUUAGUAAUAAAAAGCUUC